Molecule: messenger RNA, 1303 nt
Organism: Calidris pugnax (ruff)
Lineage: Eukaryota; Metazoa; Chordata; Aves; Charadriiformes; Scolopacidae
Product: cadherin-1-like
Exons: 9
Coding region: 104-1216 (370 amino acids)
Biological process (GO): cell-cell junction assembly; purine nucleobase metabolic process; cell morphogenesis
Cellular component (GO): plasma membrane; catenin complex; adherens junction
Molecular function (GO): cadherin binding; calcium ion binding; hydroxyisourate hydrolase activity
Source: RefSeq, a predicted model, not a curated record
UGGGCUGGCACUCAGCUUUCUGGCAGGACUCAGCCAAGGUCACGGCUGGCUGCAGGGAAGGUCCCCAGCUGGUGCCCAGAGGAACGCCAGUGCAGCUGAAGACAUGUCGCCCUGCACCUUCGCCCUUCUCCUCCUCUUCCUCCUGCCGGACACGGCGCCCAACGUGCUGACCUUCCCCAAGUCCAGCCAUGGGCUCCGGCGGCAGAAAAGGGACUGGGUCAUCCCCCCCAUCAACUGCCCCGAGAACGAUCGGGGGCCCUUCCCCAAGCAGGUGGCGCAGAUCAGAUCCAACAAGGACAAGGAGACCAAGGUUUUCUACAGCAUCAUGGGGCAGGGAGCAGACAGCUACCCCGUGGGUGUCUUCACCAUUGAGCGGGAGACAGGGUGGCUGAAGGUGACGAAGCCACUGGACCGGGAGGAGAUCGACAAAUACAUCCUCUUCUCCCACGCCGUGUCAGCCAACGGGCAGCCUUUGGAGGACCCCAUGGAGAUCAUCAUCACUGUGACGGACCGGAAUGACAAUGCGCCCGUCUUCACUGAGGCGGUUUACCACGGCACCGUGCAGGAGGGGGCUAAGCCAGGCACCCCUGUCCUACAGGUGCUGGCCACAGAUGCAGAUGAUGCGGUCUACUCCAAGAACGGGGCUGUGGCCUACUCCAUCCUGCGCCAGAGUCCGGACCAGCCCCAGCCCCACAUGUUUGCCAUCAACAGCUACACCGGGGUGAUCUCCGUGGCCACGGCAGGGCUGGCGGCACAGGUGGUCCUCGAAUACACCCUGGAGAUCCAGGCGGCUGAUUUAGAAGGCCAGGGGCUGCAGGCCACCACCACCGUCCUCAUCAAAGUGCAGGCCGAAGGCAUGUCCGAGACGGGGAAUGGCUCCCUCACCACCCACGUGUUGAACACGGUCACGGGGCUGCCGGCAUCCAGCCUUAGCGUCCGCCUGGCCCAGCUGCAGGAGCCGGGGCCGCAGUGGACGGAGCUGGUGGAGAGGUGGACAGACCACGACGGACGCUGCCCACCCUUCCUGGCCUCCGGGCAGGCCAAGGCUGGCACCUACAAGCUGCGCUUUGAGACGGCAGCGUACUGGCAGGGCCUGGGGCACACCAGCUUCUACCCCUUUGUGGAGGUUGUCUUCACCAUCACGGACCCAGCCCAGAAGCUGCACAUCCCACUGCUGAUCAGCCCCUACUCCUACACCACGUACCGCGGCAGUUAGGGAAAAGGCACGUCCUCCCACCCAGGGAUGUGGGUCACCAGCUGGGAACUACACCACCGACACCAUUAAAGGUUUAAAACAGCUCCA